Anoplophora glabripennis (Asian longhorned beetle) is the source of this 1610-nucleotide messenger RNA. It is a transcript of the gene CSN3, whose product is annotated as COP9 signalosome complex subunit 3. The coding region runs from base 66 to 1358 and encodes 430 amino acids. Gene Ontology annotation, biological process: ubiquitin-dependent protein catabolic process. NCBI's taxonomy places the organism in Eukaryota, Metazoa, Arthropoda, Insecta, Coleoptera, Cerambycidae. Gene Ontology annotation, cellular component: COP9 signalosome. The transcript is spliced from 7 exons. The record is from RefSeq and is a predicted model, not a curated record.
UGAAAUCUAAAAAUAGUGUUUAUUUUUAAUAAUAUUUAAACAUUUUUUUUCUAAGCCCUGAUGAAAUGGCAUCGGCUUUAGAACAAUUUGUCAAUACUGUGAGAACGCUUUCUUCACAUGGGAACUUCAGGGAACUUUGUGAAUAUUUAAAUAAGUCUAGUGAAGUUCUUUUGAAAAAUACUCAACACCUAGAUAAUGUACUAGAAACAUUGGAUAUACAACAGCAUUCUUUAGGCAUUCUUGCUGUGUUGUGUGCUAAAUUUAGUGCACCGAUUACAAAUAGCUCACAAGACAAUCGUUUCUCUCAAACACAAGACUUUAUUUUGGGGUGCAACGGGGAACAAAUUAGAUUUGCGCCAGAUUCAUUUGCAGAAUUAUGUCAUUCUCUAACGAAUUAUUUAGUUGAACAAAGACAACCUUUGAAGGGAAUAAUUCUUUUACAAAAGGCAAUUUCUAAGUUACGCUUAUUUGACUCGCAGCUAACGUCAAUUCAUUCAGACCUCUGUCAGCUAUGUUUAUUGGCUAAAUGCUUUAAACCUGCUUUAGAACUAUUAGAUACAGAUAUUACUGGAAUAUGUCAAGAGAUCUCACAUAAUCCGAAUGGGCCUCAUUUUGACGCCAAAUACUUUUUAUUAUAUUACUACUAUGGAGGAAUGAUAUACUUAGCAGUACGUAAUUUGGAUCGAGCCUUGUAUUUUUUUGAAGUAGCAAUAACAACACCAUCACAUGCAGUCUCGCAUAUUAUGUUAGAAGCAUAUAAAAAAUAUAUUUUAGUGUCUUUGUUAUUACAUGGAAAGAUUCAAGUUAUACCGAAAUAUGCCUCACAAGUCGUUACAAGGUUUAUAAAGCCAUUAUCGCAGCCUUACCAUGAUUUAGCAAAUGCCUUUACCUCUAAUAAUACAGCAGAAUUAAAUACUGUACUUAAUAAGCAUUCAGAGGCAUUCACUAGAGACCACAAUCUUGGUCUUGUAAAACAAGUGUCAUCCGUUCUAUACAAAAAAAAUAUACAGAGGUUGACGAAAACAUUUUUAACACUUAGUCUAUCGGAUGUUGCAAGUAGGGUAGGUCUGUCGAGUCCAACAGACGCUGAACGGCAUAUUUUGCACAUGAUUGAAAAUCAGGAAAUAUAUGCAACCAUAAACCAAAAAGACGGUAUGGUUGUAUUUAGAGACGUACCCGAUAAAUACAGCGGCCCGGAAGUAUUGAAAGGUUUAGAAGAGCAGUUAACUUUAUGUAUGGAAUUAGAUAAACAAAUUUUGGCUAUGGAUGAAGAAAUUCAAGUUAAUCCUCAGUACGUUAAAAAGUCUUCGGGAUUACAAGAUGAAGAGCAACCUAGUAAAAGUACCUAUGCUAUGUAAAAACACAUUUGUAGUCUUAUAUAUUUUUUAAUGUUAUUGUUUUAAGAUUCAGUAAUACAAUAAAUAAAUUAUUGUUUCCGCUGGUCGUAUAUUGAAAUAAAUCAAAUUGUGUAUAAACGAGAUAUUUUUUCAUGUUUUUGUAACACCAAGCAAUGUAUGUAAUUUGGCUUCAUUUCUAAUUAAAAUUUAUUUAUAAUUGCUCCAUAGUUAGUUAUAUUUAUUUUAGUAUUAUUUUUCUUGUUUUUAAUAAGG